AUGGACAGUGUGCUGAGGAACCAGACGACAGAGGUGGAGUCAUCACCAAUAAUGCGUGCAAUGCCCCAGGAGCAAUUGGCCGUGAUCGUCGUUGGCGCAAUCUUUACACUGAUCGGGCUGUUUGCAAACCUCUGCCGCACAAUCACACUCCUUCAACGGCGGCGAGGGCCAUGGUGGGACGACUUUGCGGCUUUUGCUGCCUUCACAUUCUUUAUCGGCUUUGCGGCCGCAGCGUUCGUUGCCGUUCGGUGGGGAGUUGGUCUCCCGACAUCGGAUAUUCCUACCGGUUGGGCAUCGAGGGCGAUUCAAGCUGGCUACGCCAUGGAAAUGCUAUACUUCUUCAGCAUUUUCUGCGUCAAGAUGUCGGUCUUAUUGCUGUAUCUUCGGCUUGCGAGAAAGCUUCGAGAUAUCAUCUAUCAGCUUUGCAUUGGACUUUCAAUACUUCUCGCGAUAUUUUUCUUCACAACUAUUAUUGUGGCAGCAGCGCAGUGCGUGCCGACGCACAAGUACUGGAGUCCUGAUGCCGAAGGACAUUGCAUUGAUGUCACGGCAUUCUUCUAUGCGACCAACAUCUUCACAAUCGUUACUGAUCUUGCUAUGCUCGCUCUGUCCAUACCUCUCAUACUGAAGGCGAAGCGGCAGCGAUCGCAGAACGUGGGCAUCAUUGUUGCUAUCUUGACCGGCGCACUUUCUGUCACUGCCAGUUGUGCUCGACUGCACUCUAUUGUAAUAUACGAUUUCUCGAGGGAACCGCUCAGGGACGCCGCACCGAUCUAUAUCUGGUCAUUCAUCGAGAUCAGUGCUGGAAUGUGCUGUGCAUCCAUGGCUGUGAUCGUACCGCUCUUCACGGCGUACAGCGUCAGGAUCUCCGCCAUCAUCUCCCCUAUUGGACCUUCAAACCAGAUGGUCAGCUUUGCUAACUACGCCGAAGCAUGGCCGUAUGGACGUAAUGGACCCAUGGGAAAAUAUGUACCCGCAGCAAUACAGGGCCAGUCACGACGGACAACACAGGAUUUAACAGACCUGAGCCCUCCGCACACCAUCAAUGGCAGGCCGAUUCGAAUCAGCAAACCGCUUCCGGAGCUUCCCAAGGCAUGCUUUCAUGAAGAGGGUCUGACUGCACUGCCGCAGAGUCCAGCCAAGGCGUACCAUCGCGAUGGGACCCUCACAGCGCUGCCGCAGAGGUCGAACCAGCCUAUGCUUCACGCAAUCGCAAUGCACAACGCUGGCAAGAUGGACCCGGCGGCGCCAGUGUAUGGGUCCAGAGUGCGGGAGCGGGAGGUUCAAGAGUGGGAGAAUACAGGAUUGUUUUAUUGA
This is a messenger RNA of Zymoseptoria tritici IPO323, 1317 nucleotides long. RefSeq lists its product as uncharacterized. The record is from RefSeq and is a predicted model, not a curated record. The coding region runs from base 1 to 1317 and encodes 438 amino acids. The transcript has 5 exons. NCBI's taxonomy places the organism in Eukaryota, Fungi, Ascomycota, Dothideomycetes, Mycosphaerellales, Mycosphaerellaceae.